This is a messenger RNA of Eruca vesicaria subsp. sativa (arugula), 948 nucleotides long. NCBI's taxonomy places the organism in Eukaryota, Viridiplantae, Streptophyta, Magnoliopsida, Brassicales, Brassicaceae. The record is from the annotation of a GenBank genome assembly.
AUGGUUACAGGAAAAGCAGGAAAGAGUGGAUUUGGAUCAGCUUCAACAGCUGAAGAUGUCACCCACUCCAUUGAUGCCAAACAUCUCACUGCCAUCAUCACAGGUGGAACAAGUGGGAUUGGGUUGGAAGCAGCAAGAGUGUUGGGAAUGAGAGGAGCUCAUGUCAUUAUCGCCGCAAGAAACACAAAAGCUGCUAAUGAAUCUAAAGAGAUGAUUCUUGAGAUGUACCCUAAUGCACGCAUCGACUGUCUUCAGCUUGAUCUCUCUUCCAUCAAAUCCGUCAGAUCCUUUGUACAUCAGUUUCUUGCCCUUAAUUUCCCUCUCAAUAUACUCAUAAACAAUGCAGGUGUUAUGUUUUGUCCUUUCCAGCUCACUGAAGAUGGAGUUGAAUCACAAUUCGCAACAAACCACAUUGGUCAUUUUCUAUUGACUAAUCUGCUUCUGGACAAAAUGAAGAGUAGCUCCAAAGAAAGUGGAAUCGAAGGAAGGAUUGUGAAUCUGUCAUCUAUCGCUCAUACUUAUACUUACACCGAAGGCAUCAUGUUCGAUGGCAUCAACGACCCUGAUCGAUAUUCGGAUAAAAAAGCUUAUGGACAGUCAAAACUGGCAAACUUAUUGCACUCCAAUGCACUCUCUCGUAAACUACAGGAAGAAGGUGUGAACAUCACAAUAAACUCGGUACACCCAGGACUUGUCACCACUAAUCUCUUUCGUCACUCCGGUUUAGGAAUGUCGGUCUUCAAGGCUAUGAGUUUCUUCUUGUGGAAAAACAUACCUCAGGGAGCAGCAACGACAUGCUACGUGGCACUACAUCCUGAUUUAAAAGGCGUCACCGGGAAGUACUUCGCCGACUGUAACGUCACCACUCCAAGCGACUUCGCCACCGACAUUUCUCUCGCCGAUAAGCUUUGGGAUUUCAGUACCAAACUCAUCGAUUCUCUUCCAUAA